UGUCAAAAGGCGUAAACUUCGCAGCUAUUGAAUUUUCUCCCAACGUGUUCUCCGCUGGAAAGUUGUUUUCCUUCUUUUAGUCUCGUGGCAAUCUGACGAUAAGAGAUAAGAGCCGCCCAUUGUACACGCCUCGUCGUCGUCGUCGUAAUAGCCAAGUUGCAUUAGAAACCAGCCUGCAUAGCGGGACGGUACAGAGUGAGCCCACGUAGUAACUACGUAGCAAGACGCAAGAAAAGAUGGCUGAUGAGGACAAGGUCGCUGGACGCCUUCCGGCAGUGAAAGCCGGUGGAAUGCGCAUUGUGCAACACAAAACGCCUAGCAACGAACGGCCUGCUAAGGAUCCGGUAGAGGUGAUCGGGCUUUCGAAUCCACCUCCGAACGUAAACACGGGCGAGGUGGCCCAAUCGGCCACGAAUCCGAAGACGGCCGAGCAUUCCGUGGAGGCGACGCAAGUCGCUCACGCCCAGAAACCGCCAGCCGCCGUCCACCAGAAGCCCGUGAACCAUAUUCAGCAACCCCGGAAGUGAACCCGGGCGGAAAGUAGUCACCGUUUCUACAAAAUUAUUACCUCUCGAGAAAGCGUUUACUCUGGCCUCAUGCUGAACCGGACCGAAAGUGCAUUUGCGCUAUCUUUGCAUUCCACUACUGCAACAACAUUGUCGAUCAUCGAGACAACAACACAAGCGAGAUCAUCUCGAUCGAUAUUACGAGCGCGUUUACAAAAUUUAUCUUUUCCUUCAACUUGUUUUUCGAUAUACUUUAUUCCACAGUUUUUUUCCCCUUUUACUUUACCACCAACCGGAUGUAGAAGAAGGGCCGAAACAACAUUUCCGUUAUUUCGGCGCAUCGGUUGACCUUUCUAUUUUGGGGUUUCCGGAUUCGUUAGGGGACAGAUUUCUAAGUGUUGCUUGCGAGCAAGGACAACGUAGGUGUAUUAUGAGCACUGCCCAAAACGCAGCAUCCAAUUAUCGCCACUUAAUAUGAGUCGUUAAUAAAGCUUCGGAACUCUGGUGUAUACGCAA
Anopheles bellator is the source of this 1022-nucleotide messenger RNA. RefSeq names its product death-associated protein 1. Gene Ontology annotation, molecular function: death domain binding. Lineage: Eukaryota; Metazoa; Arthropoda; Insecta; Diptera; Culicidae. The transcript is spliced from 3 exons. The record is from RefSeq and is a predicted model, not a curated record. The coding region runs from base 237 to 527 and encodes 96 amino acids. Gene Ontology annotation, biological process: cellular response to amino acid starvation; negative regulation of autophagy; apoptotic signaling pathway.